AUGCCGUCACCGGACGCGGCGGCGAGGCACACGGGCGCCGGCGUGGCGCGUCGGCAGGCCCACCACGAGCGGAUGCGCGACGAGCGCGCUCGGGAAGCGGCCGCGGGCGACGCGGAGCUUCCGCCGGAGGACGACGCGGUCGAGAUGGCGAGCGCCGCCCAGCUGCUGGACAGCGUGGCGGAGGUGGGCCCGAACUACACCCUGCUGCGCAGCAAGGAGACGAAGGCGAAGCGGCGGAAGCGACAGCGCGAGGAUGCCAGGGCGGCGCUCGACGGCCACACUGUCCUGUCCACCGGAUCGCGCCUCGAGAUCUUCUGCGACAGUGAGCGGUGGUACCCUGCGACCGUCAUGGCGCGGGAGGAGGACGGGGACGGACGGAUCGCGCACCAGGUCGAGUACGACGGCUACCCGGAUCGGCGGUGGUGGCACAUGCUGGACGACGAGCGCGCGCUGGCGGACGCCCUCGAGGCGGAGGAUGACGAGCGGCAGGAGGAGGCCGCGUGCGGCGAUGGGCGGCCGAUGCUAGCGCCACACGGGCCGGCGCUGUCGGUGCAGCUUCGGCGCGUGCGCCUGCGGCUGCGCGAGUUCCUGGCGACGCAGGCCGCGGCGGGGAAGAGCGUGCCGAUGCAGCGGACGGCCCUCGUGGCUGGCGACGACGCGAAUCACCGCGCCGAGGGCGAGCCGGUGCACGCGACCGAGCGGGGCGACGCGCGGGACGAGGAGCCGACGGUGCGCACGGGGCGCGGCGAGAACACGGUCUAG
Emiliania huxleyi CCMP1516 is the source of this 762-nucleotide messenger RNA. RefSeq lists its product as hypothetical. NCBI's taxonomy places the organism in Eukaryota, Haptophyta, Isochrysidales, Noelaerhabdaceae. The record is from RefSeq and is a predicted model, not a curated record. The transcript has 3 exons. Bases 1 to 762 code for a protein of 253 amino acids.